CGCACUUGGAUUACCGGGCAGUCAACUGUCACCGCUCAUAACGGCCACAGAUCCGGCACCGUGCACCGCGCUCCUCUCCUGCGCCGCGCACCGCCGGCCGUUAACUCAUCUCUUAAUAAUAAAAAAAAUAAAAGGAAGACGCCCGGGCAAAGCCGCGGCGGUGGUAGCGUUUGAUUGAUUUUUAUUGUGGGCUUUUAUCGCCGCGGAUAAGUAAGAAAAAAAAAAAGUUUUUCAUUGACACUGCCUUAAAUAGGAGCGCAGAAGCUGCUGGGAGUCGGUCUCGGCGGAAGGACCUCUUCUGUGAGGAAGGCUCUUCUCUGGUUCUCCUCAGAUUAUCUGACUCUUUAAAACCUGUUUAACUAAGAGAUCCGCCUGUGUGAAGAAGAUAUGAGGUUAGCGGGUUUCUGUUGGAUCCUUUGGUUUCUCCCAAUGUGCACGGCGGCGGCGGGCAAUGAGCCAAUCUCGCACCCAUCGCUCAACAAUGGACAGAACAUUAUUGAGGGACGGAGUGAGGAGGCGCUGAGCCAGGGUCAAUACAAAUGUCUUGAGCUGUCCAACAAAGACCACCAGCAAAACAGAACCGAUGUGUUCUGUGGUCUUAUGUGGGACGGUUUGUUGUGCUGGGAUGAGACACCAGCUGGAACAUCUGUAACACAAAACUGUCCAGAUCAUCCUGACCUCAAAUCAGCUGAAACAGUGACCAAAUAUUGUGAUGAAUUGGGUAACUGGGUCCAGACCGGCUCUACCUGUCAACCAGCUUUGGAGGACAAAUUAGAGAAGGAAAUCCCCGGUUUUUUAAGGGAUGCCGCGGAAAAGCCAACCUCAGGCGAUAAUGCAGAAAAAAUGGUCCCUGAAAAUGAAAAGAAAUGCCAGGAGAAAAUGAAGAACGAUCCGCCUUAUAAUAAAUCAGGUCUGUACUGUGGUCGUAACUGGGAUGGUUGGCUGUGCUGGGAUGACACUCCAGCAGGAACCUAUGCCUCCCAACACUGCCCCAGUUACGUUGAGGACUUUGUCCCUACAGAAAUAGCUACGAAGUACUGCGGAGCAGAUGGGCAGUGGUUUCACCACCCAGACAGCAAGAGGAUUUGGACCAACUAUACACUCUGUACAAACGCCCAUGACAAGAGGAUGAGGAAACUGAAGAUGCUUGAGAACGAAUAUAAAUGUCUCCAGAAAAUAAACAAAGACCCACCGUACACAGCAGGUCCAUACUGCAGUCGUAACUGGGAUGGCUGGCUGUGCUGGGACGACACUGCGGCAGGGACCUAUGCGUCUCAGAACUGCCCCGAUUAUUUUUCUGACAUCAGCCCCACCGAAAAGGCAACCAAGUACUGUGGGGAGGAUGGGCAGUGGUUUCGCCAACCAGAGAGCAACAGGACCUGGACCAACUACACUCUCUGUUUUCUCGACACUAAGGACAGACUGAAGGCUGCCGCCCAGUUUUCCAGAGACAAUGAAGUCGAGUCCACCAGCGAGGCUACAGUCAAUCCAGAGGACGGGGAAAUUGGCAGAAAAAAAAUCCUCGACCGGCAGUACAAAUGCUUUGAGAAAAUGAACCGAGAUCCGCCUUACAACAAAUCAGGUCUGUACUGCAGUCGUAACUGGGACGGCUGGCUUUGCUGGGAUGAUACUCCGGUGGGAACGUACUCCUCUCAAAACUGCCCUGACUACUUCGAAGACUUCGACCCCACAGAAAAAGCAACUAAGUAUUGUGGAGAAGAUGGUCAGUGGUUUCGCCACCCAGAUACCAACAGGACUUGGUCCGACUACACACUCUGCAACGAAAACACACAGACAAAGCUGAAGUCAGCCUUUAUCCUGUUUUACAUGGCAAUUGUGGGCCAUGCUCUGUCCAUAGCCUCCCUGCUGAUCUCUCUGGCCAUCUUCUUCUACUUCAGGAGUCUGAGCUGCCAAAGGAUCACCCUCCACAAGAACCUCUUCUGCUCCUACGUGCUCAAUUCUGCCCUCACCAUCCUCUACCUCGUCACUGUGGUCAACAAUCCCAAAGUGGUGAGCAGAAACCCGGUUGGCUGUAAGGUCCUGCAGUUCUUCCACAUGUAUAUGUUGGGCUGCAACUACUUCUGGAUGCUCUGUGAGGGAAUCUACCUGCACACACUCAUUGUGGUGGCUGUGUUCGCAGAGGAGCAGCAUCUGCACUGGUACUACCUCCUGGGCUGGGGUUUUCCUCUAGUGCCUGUAUCCAUCCACGCCGUGGCAAGGAAAAAGUAUUUUGACGACAACUGUUGGAUGAGUGUGGAUACCCAUCUGCUCUACGCGAUCCAUGGUCCUAUAGUGGCAGCACUUCUUGUCAACCUCUUCUUCCUACUAAAUAUUAUAAGAGUACUGGUUACCAAGUUGAGAGACACGCAUCGGGCAGAGUCCAACAUGUACAUGAAGGCGGUGAGAGCCACCCUGAUCCUGGUGCCGCUGCUGGGAAUACAGUUUGUCAUUCUUCCCUGGAGGCCAGAAAACCGUCUGGCCGGUGAGGUCUACGAGUACAUCAUGCACAUAUUCAUGCACUACCAGGGUUUACUGGUGGCAACAAUAUUCUGCUUCUUCAACGGAGAGGUGCAGGCAGCUCUGAAAAGACAGUGGAUGCAGUAUAAAACUCAGUGGGGUCAGAGGCGAAAGGACCACUGCUCCAUGCGCUCCACGUCCUACACGGCCACCUCCAUCACCGAGGUCCCCGCCUUCAUGUACCACCAAGACUGCAACACCGAACACUUGAACGGGCGCCACACGGAGGACUCUGAACUGGUGGCACUAAAAUCAGGAGACACGUACGCUUGAGUCUCUCCGAGGGGCCAGCAGCAUCUACCGGUGGAAACAGAAGCCGCAGAAGAGCAGCAGACGGAAAUGUACAGAAAAGAAAACGAUUCCUAUUUGUCCGCCAUAUCUCAGUGAUUUAAUCUCAGAUGCUAAUGCUAGCCCGGGACGACGAUACGGGUCUGGAAACCAGAAGAGCUCAUUGAGACGCAGAUGGGAUUAGCUUCAAGGCUGACACAUUUUACAUUUUACUUUUUGUUAGUGUCACGGCUGCUUUUUUUUUUCUUCUUUUUUUUUGUGGAAAAUUUUGAUGUGGAGGACUGGUGGUACGACACAAGCUGCUUUUGACUUUUGUCAACUUCCUAAAGCUGCUAAACUGGGACGGAGGCUAAUGGUGGUGUGGAGCAAAAAAAAAAAAAAAACUGUGACCAGUAGGGGGAGAGGGAGGGCGAGGGGCGUGUUUUCUGUUGGAGAUGAUGGUGCUGAAUGUGACAGAUGACGGUAGAGAUUGUGAAUAAUGAUGAAGCAGAAGAACCAAUCAUUCCCAACCUCACCUAUACCAAAGGGUACUGUUUGUCGGUCACAGCUAUGAGGGCGUACGAUGUCCACCUGAGCACAGAUGUGGUACCAUGAAGCAACACAUGCACACACAUACACAAACCUGGUUAUAUGUGCCAUGGCAGAGGUCAGAUGUUCAAAUACUCUCUGCACUCAAAGCUCUGGAAAUCGUGUACAUAAACGUAUGUUCACCAUGUUUCAUUUGAAAAAUAAUGUUUCAGUGUAUUUACUUUGGUUUUCUGUUAAUAUUUUUAUUCUUGCCGAUUCCUGAGUACGUGCUAAGUGUUUGUCCCGUGAUGCUGCAUUCCCCCCCGACUGCUUUGGUGUUUUUUGCAGUUGCUGUACUUGUGCUGAUGCCGAAGAUCACAGGGCCGAGGAGCAAAUAUGCACACGAGAUUCACACAAGGCGACUUUGUUUCGAGGCUGUGGCUAUAAGUCUGACAAAGAUCUUAUUCUUAAUCGCCCUUUGUCUGCUCACGGUGCCUAUAAUCUACCUUCUGCUUUUAAAAAUUCUGUCCUCCCAGCAUUGGCAUUCAUUCAUUUUGUAGCAUUUUGUAUGAAUGAAUGAAUAAAGGGCAAACAAAAGGUCGAAGAUAAAACGGUGAGAAGAUUUUGUUUAUACUUUAUGCACAGAGUAAUUGAGGUCUUAAAGGCGAGUUCACAUCUUUGAAUGUGAAUCUUUACUCUUACAUAGACAUUAAAUAUAAAUGCAUCAUACUUAUUCCUAAACACAUAAACAUUCAUAUUACUGAAGUCUUUCCGAGUAUACAGAAGGUUUGUUGGGUGUUGCAUUUAUCUGUGAAGUUAACACUAGAUUUCUAAGCUGCAUAUUCAUUAUUAAAUUCAGCCAGAGCAUAAUAAUUUAUAGUCUUGGAGCGUUUAGCCAGUAGCCAUUAAAAAAAAAAAUCUGGCUGUUCAUAUUACUGGGAUUUCUUCUUGACCCCAUCAUAAGAAAUUAGCACUCCCUCGUCACACAGUUGAGAGGGAUUUCCAAGAUUAAUCUGAAUUUAUUGGAGAAGGAAAAACAGCAACAAACGAGUUUAUUUGUUGCAAAAGAAGGUGCAAAUCUGCAAAAAUGUGAAGCCUUGCACCGUAUGACUUUGAGGAAACGUCACUGAAACAUCUGCAAGGUGUGCAUUUGUUAAUCUAUCCUUAAACUGGUUUGGGAUUAAUUGCAACAAUUAAAAGAAAACUAAACUGAGUAUCGAACACAAUAUUUUCAGUUUCACUUCCAAACACGUGCUGUCUACAUGGUGCUAAUCCUCAUAUUUGCGUGCUGAUCUUUUUCCUGCCAUUGUCAACUGGAAAUAAACGUUGGACGUGAAUUUGUGUGCGCUAUGUGAGACGUAUGGCGUACCGAGGGCGACGAUAAAGAGCAGAUGGAAAUUAACCACGGACCUAAAUUUACACAUUUAACCCGACGGAAUGAUCUGCACACCACGCACGUUCACGCUGUUAAUGACCAAACAUGUGCUUUCCGUUUCAGCCAGAUAAGAUUUAUUCGGGAAUUUAUCUGAGUAGAAAUCUGAACGCUCACCACCGCAAGAUAAUUGUAUUGAAUUACUCAGAAAAUCAGGUCACCGAAUCAAAUCACAUGUUAUUGAAAGUAGGGGCGUGUAUUUUAUAUCUUCGCUUAACAACUGAUUUUUUUUCUACAAUUCCCCACUGAAUGAAACACACACCGGGACCCACUGCAAUAACAUAUUUAAGAGGCUUUUUUCUUUGUUGUUGUUGUUGCUAGCCAAGUGUAAGGAAGGGACAGGGAGUGACAAUCAUUAGCAGCAGAGUACAUAUUUUAGUGCUACGAGGUAUUUAUUUUAGUACGAAAUCCAUCUUCUGCUUUCUCCUUAAUAUAGUGAUUUAUCUUGGAUCUGGUGCACACUGUAAGACAUAUAUAUUAGUCUUUGGGGUUCUGGAUUCUAUAUAUUUUGUAUGUUCAUACCCGUGUAAAUACGAGCAGACACUGUGUACAUAAUAGAUUUUUGCACUGUGACUAUUUUUGUUACCUUUUCCCUGUCAUUUAUAGCUAGCUUGUGUUUGUCUCCUUCUCCCUCACAGCUUGGUCUGGCAUCAUCUCAAAGGCUGAUAAAAGAUUUGAAUUUUGUAAAAGCCAAA
Molecule: messenger RNA, 5439 nt
Organism: Mugil cephalus (flathead mullet)
Lineage: Eukaryota; Metazoa; Chordata; Actinopteri; Mugiliformes; Mugilidae
Gene: calcr
Product: calcitonin receptor
Exons: 22
Coding region: 388-2790 (800 amino acids)
Biological process (GO): cell surface receptor signaling pathway; adenylate cyclase-activating G protein-coupled receptor signaling pathway; positive regulation of cytosolic calcium ion concentration
Cellular component (GO): plasma membrane; axon
Molecular function (GO): amylin receptor activity; calcitonin receptor activity
Source: RefSeq, a predicted model, not a curated record